Molecule: messenger RNA, 1092 nt
Organism: Acanthamoeba castellanii str. Neff
Lineage: Eukaryota; Discosea; Longamoebia; Acanthamoebidae
Product: serpin (serine proteinase inhibitor) superfamily protein
Exons: 5
Coding region: 1-1092 (363 amino acids)
Molecular function (GO): serine-type endopeptidase inhibitor activity
Source: RefSeq, a predicted model, not a curated record
AUGAAUCAGCAAGUCGAUUACGUGGCAGCGCAAAGGGCCGGCGAGGUGAGCAUUCCGUUCGCUGCGGAGCUGUUCGGCCGGGUGGCAUCGGCGGCCAAGGCGGACGCCAACGUGUUCGUGUCGCCCUACAGCGUCGGCACGGCGCUAGCGCUGACGCUGGAGGGCGCCAAGGGCGACACGGCGGGCCAGCUCAAGAAGGCCAUCGGCUACGGACCCGACCAUGACCCGCAGAAGCUGCACCACGACAUCGUCUCGCUCAUCUACUCGCUCAACAAGGUUGAGGGCGUGGAGCUGUCGGUGGCCAACGCACUCUGGGUCUCCAACGACUUCCAGAUCCACCAGGACUACGUGAAGCGAUCGCAGGAGCUGUUGUCGGAAGCGCGCAACCUGGACUUCAACACCCAACCCGAGAAGUCGCGUCAGAUCAUCAACUCGUGGGUCGAAGAAAAGACCAAAGACAAGAUCAAGGACCUCCUCCCCUCUGGAUCAAUCCAGCCGGGCGUGCCGCUGGUGAUCACGAACGCGAUCUACUUCAAGGGCGCGUGGGCUCACGCCUUCAAGAAGUCCAGCACGCAGGACCAGGACUUCCACCUCCUGGGCAACGCGGGCACCAAGACGGUCAAGAUGAUGGAGCAGAACAAGCUCAAGACGCGGCACGGCAGCUUCGCCGACCACGCCAUGGUGCAGCUGCCCUACAAGGGUCAGGACAUCGUCAUGCUCAUCAUGCUGCCCCACGAGAACUCCCCCAGCGCCCUGCAAUCGGUGGUGUCGGAGGAGAAUCUGAGGAAGAUCAACCACAACCAGCGCUCGAUGCAGCAGUCCGAGGUCAACAUCAAGCUGCCGCGCUUCAAGUUCGAGUACGAGGUGGAGCUGGCCGACCUCCUGCAGGAGAUGGGCAUCAGCCUGCCCUUCACCGACAACGCCGACUUCAGCGCCAUGGUCGCUCCCGACUCUCCGGCCGAGUGCAUGGCCAUGGCGCCCAGCUCGGUGAUCGACUUCGUGGUCGACCGGCCGUUCGCGUUCGUCAUCUACAAUGCGCGCCUCCAGUGUCCGCUGUUCGUCGGCAAGGUGGUCGACCCCACCACCGCUUGA